AUGGCCGCCAUCAUUGACAGAGACGUCGUGACUACGGCCCCAGUCUCAAAUGGCGACACUACCCCCACAUCGCCCGGAACGCCUACCAAAGGCAAGAGCCGUCAGCGUCUUCUCCGUGGACUGCAGCGUAUAUCCUCAUCUCCAUCACUGAAUGGACUACGACGCUCGAGGUCCGUAAGCAGUCCGUACAGCACAAGAGGAACACUCUCUUGUGCCAGUCUGGCUGCUGUUGGGCCUCCACAGACUCCAGGUAGCGCCAGGUCAUCUACUCCUCAGCCGUCGCCGCUUGGUAUGCCAAGCUCCUCGGUCUCCAUUUCACAGACUUCUAGCCAUGAGUUUCCCUUCCAUGACAGCAUCGAGAGCCAGCUUGCCAUUCGAAAGGUUGACAAUGUUGACCAAAACGGAUCACCCGCGACAGCGACCCUUCCGCCCGGUCUCGGUUCUGCCAAGCAAGAAGCGCAAACCAAAGCUCAGGCCGUAAUAAAAGCACCUCCAAAACCUGCAUUUCCAUUCUGGGAGAAGAUGCCGCACGAGCUUAGGGUUCAGAUUUUCUCCUUCCUACGGCCGAAAGAAUUGGUUCAGGCGUCUAGGGUGAGCAAGACGUUUUAUAGGUUUUGCUUUGACGGACAGCUCUGGACCUCGCUCGACGCAUCCGAAUUCUAUCAAGAGAUUCCGGCCGAGUCGCUUGCCAGGAUCAUUGUGGCUGCUGGCCCGUUUAUAAAGGAUUUGAAUCUUCGAGGAUGUGUGCAAGUCGAGCACUAUAAGCGGACAGAAGUUAUUGUCAAGGCUUGCAAGAACCUGAUGAAUGCCACCCUGGAAGGUUGCCGAAACUUUCAAAAAAGCACUUUGCAUACGCUGUUGAGGACGAAUGACAAGCUGGUUCAUCUGAACUUGACUGGUCUCUCUGCCGUAUCGAACACGUCUUGCAAGAUUAUUGCAGAUUCAUGCCCGCAGUUGGAAACGUUCAACGUCUCAUGGUGUGAUAAGGUGGAAGCCAAGGGAAUCAAAGCUAUUAUUGAGUCAUGCCCAAGACUGAGAGACUUGAGGGCUGGCGAAGUCCGGGGCUUUGACGACAUAUCAACUGCCGAGGCUAUUUUUAAUACCAACAAUCUCGAACGUCUUGUUCUCUGUGGAUGUGUCGAAUUGACUGAUGACGCUCUGAAAGUCAUGAUGCAAGGCAUUGACCCAGAGAUUGAUAUUCUUACCGAACGGCCCAUUGUUCCGGCACGAAAAUUGAGACACCUCGAUCUGAGUCGAUGCAACCGCCUUUCUAGCGCUGGCGUCAAGGCUAUUGGAUACGUGGUACCGGAAUUAGAAGGUCUUCAACUUUCAGGAUGCAAAUCACUAACUGAUGCUGCACUUGAGCCGAUCUUAGCAUCAACUCCUCGGCUAACCCACCUGGAACUGGAAGAUUUGGAAGACCUCACGAAUUCUCUCAUGUCGGAGCAUCUUGCCAGGGCACCAUGUGCGGAUACACUGGAACAUUUGUCGAUAAGCUACUGCGAAAACAUCAGCGACGUCGGAAUGCUGCCUGUGCUACAGAAGUGUCUACGAUUGAAAAGUGUUGACAUGGAUAACACGCGAAUCAGUGACCUCUCCCUAGCGGAAGCGGCUGCCAUGGUCAUGAAGCGAUCAAACAGAUCACUCAGGGCAAAUCAACGACCACAGGUUACCCUGCAGCUGGUAGUUUACGAUUGCCAAAACGUAACUUGGACGGGCAUCCGAGAAGUUUUAUUCAGAAACGCCCAGAUCAAGCCUGCAGUUGGGGAACCAGGAAAAGUGACCUACCCUACAGAGAUUAUUGGUCUCAAGUGCUUCUACGGGUUUCAGAUGACGGUAGACGAGCACCAAAAACGAGUGCUGCGAGGAGACCUCUCGUCAGCAGGUAGGCUAGAGAGAAAAUGGGCAGAUUACAUGCAGGCGAACGAAGAGGCCGGAAUGGGAGGUGCAGGACACCGAAGACGACGACGACGAGCCAGAGAAGCGCACGCCCUGCAUAUGAAUGAGGAGGAUGGCGGCAUCGUCGGCCGCCGACGAGCACGAACUAUGGGAGCUUGUUCGGUCAUGUAA
Molecule: messenger RNA, 2070 nt
Organism: Pochonia chlamydosporia 170
Lineage: Eukaryota; Fungi; Ascomycota; Sordariomycetes; Hypocreales; Clavicipitaceae
Product: F-box domain-containing protein
Exons: 1
Coding region: 1-2070 (689 amino acids)
Biological process (GO): SCF-dependent proteasomal ubiquitin-dependent protein catabolic process
Cellular component (GO): SCF ubiquitin ligase complex
Molecular function (GO): protein binding
Source: RefSeq, a predicted model, not a curated record